This is a messenger RNA of Molossus molossus (Pallas's mastiff bat), 2598 nucleotides long. RefSeq names its product scavenger receptor class F member 2 (gene SCARF2). The coding region runs from base 1 to 2598 and encodes 865 amino acids. NCBI's taxonomy places the organism in Eukaryota, Metazoa, Chordata, Mammalia, Chiroptera, Molossidae. The transcript is spliced from 11 exons. Gene Ontology annotation, molecular function: scavenger receptor activity. The record is from RefSeq and is a predicted model, not a curated record.
AUGGAGGGCGCAGGGCCCCGAGGGGCUGGGCCGGCGCGGCGCCGGGGAGCCGGGGGGCCGCUGCCGCCGCUGCUGCCGCCGCUGCUGUUGCUGCUGCUCUGGCUGCUGCCUGGCCCCGCGGCGCCCCAGGAGCUGAACCCGCGCGGCCGCAACGUGUGCCGUGCGCCCGGCUCCCAGGAGCCCACGUGCUGCGCCGGCUGGAGGCAGCAGGGGGACGAGUGUGGGAUCGCGGUGUGCGAAGGCAACUCCACGUGCUCGGAGAACGAGGUGUGCGUGCGGCCGGGCGAGUGCCGCUGCCGCCAUGGCUACUUCGGUGCCAACUGCGACACCAAGUGCCCGCGCCAGUUCUGGGGACCCGACUGCAAGGAGCUGUGUAUCUGCCACCCGCAUGGGCAGUGCGAGGACGUGACCGGCCAGUGUACGUGUCACGCGCGGCGCUGGGGAGCACGCUGCGAGCAUGCGUGCCAGUGCCAGCACGGCGCGUGCCACCCGCGGAGUGGCGCGUGUCGCUGCGAGCCUGGCUGGUGGGGCACUCAAUGCUCCAGCGCGUGCUACUGCAGCGCCACAUCGCGCUGCGACUCACAGACGGGCGCGUGCCUGUGCCACGCAGGCUGGUGGGGCCGCAGCUGCAACAAUCAGUGUGCCUGCAACACGUCGCCGUGCGAGCAACAGAGCGGUCGCUGCCAGUGCCGCGAGCGAACGUUCGGCGCGCGCUGCGAACGCUACUGUCAGUGCUUCCGCGGCCGCUGCCACCCUGUGGACGGCACGUGCGCCUGUGAGCCGGGCUACCGCGGCAAGUACUGCCGGGAGCCGUGCCCUGCCGGCUUCUACGGCCUUGGCUGUCGCCGCCGAUGCGGUCAGUGCAAGGGCCAGCAGCCGUGCACGGUGGCGGAGGGCCGCUGUCUGACCUGCGAGCCCGGCUGGAACGGCACCAAGUGCGACCAGCCUUGCGCCACCGGCUUCUACGGCGAGGGUUGCAGCCACCGCUGCCCGCCGUGCCGCGAUGGGCACGCCUGCAACCACGUCACUGGCAAGUGCACGCGCUGCAACGCGGGCUGGAUCGGCGACCGGUGCGAGACCAAGUGCAGCAAUGGCACUUACGGUGAAGACUGUGCAUUCGUGUGCGCCGACUGCGGCAACGGCCACUGCGACUUCCAGUCCGGGCGAUGCCUGUGUAGCCCUGGCGUCCACGGGCCCCACUGUAACCUGACUUGCCCGCCGGGGCUCCAUGGCGUGGACUGCGCCCAGGCCUGCAGUUGCCAUGAGGACUCGUGCGACCCGGUAACUGGUGCCUGCCGCCUGGAGACCAACCAGCGCAAGGGCGUGAUGGGCGCGGGCGCACUGCUCGCCCUGCUUCUGGGUCUGCUGCUCUCGCUGCUCGGCUGUUGCUGCGCCUGCCGCGGCAAGGACCCCGUGCGCAGGGAGCUCUCACUUGGGAGGAAGAAGGCGCCGCAACGACUGUGCGGGCGCUUCAGUCGCAUCAGCAUGAAGCUACCCCGGAUCCCGCUCCGCAGGCAGAAGCUACCCAAGGUCGUAGUGGCCCACCACGACCUGGAUAACACGCUCAACUGCAGCUUCCUGGAGCCACCAUCAGGGCUGGAGCAGCCCUCGCCAUCAUGGUCCUCCCGAGCCUCCUUCUCUUCCUUUGACACCACUGAUGAAGGUCCUGUGUACUGCGUACCCCACGAGGAGGCAACAACCGAGAGCCGAGACCGGGAAGUCCCCACCGCCCCUGCCGAGGCUCAGGUGUCGUCCCCCGCAACAGUGACCACGCCAGCGUUGUCGUCGGACACGACGCCUCUCCCUGCGUCCUCUGACAGCGAGCGGUCAGCAUCCAGCGUGGAGGGGCCUGGUGGUGCGCUGUAUGCACGCGUGGCCCGCCGCGAGGUCCGGCCGGCCCGGGCCCCGGGAGAGGCUGGAGGCCUGUCACUUUCACCAUCGCCAGAGCGCAGGAAACCGCCGCCACCCGACCCUGCCACCAAACCCAAGGUGUCUUGGAUCCACGGCAAGCACGGUGCCACUGGCGCUGCCCGUGCGCCUUCACCACCAACCCUGGGCCUAGAGGUGGCGCCCAGCCCCAGCAAGAGGAAACGGACGCCCAGCGACACAUCGGCGCGGCCAGAGGAGCCCGGCAGUCCCCGGACCCAGGACCCGACGCCACGGCCCCCAGGGCUGGCUGAGGAGGAGCCAGCUCUCGCCGCGCCGUCACCGCCCCGGGCUCGGGCGCGGGGCCGCGGCCCUGGCCUCUCGGAGCCCACGGACGCUAGCGGUCCCCCGCGCAGCGCGCCCGAGGCCGCUUCCAUGCUGGCCGCGGAGCUGCGCGACAAGACUCGCAGCCUGGGCCGCGCCGAGGGGACCCCGAGUACACAGAGCCCCCGGGAGAAGCCGGCGCCACCGCAGAAGGCCAAGCGUUCUGUGCUGCCCGCCUCGCCGGCCCGCACGCCCCCGGCGCCCGAAGCCCCAGGUCCCGAGAAGGUGGCGGCGGGCGCACUGGUGCCCGACACCCCCCGGAAGAAGAUCCCCAUCCAGAAGCCACCGCGCAAGAAGAGCCGGGAAGCGACGGGCGAGCUGGGCAGGGCGGGCGCACACACCCCGUAG